This is a messenger RNA of Haliotis rufescens (red abalone), 2576 nucleotides long. RefSeq names its product protein unc-93 homolog A-like. Bases 356 to 1849 code for a protein of 497 amino acids. NCBI's taxonomy places the organism in Eukaryota, Metazoa, Mollusca, Gastropoda, Lepetellida, Haliotidae. The transcript is spliced from 4 exons. The record is from RefSeq and is a predicted model, not a curated record.
CAAAACGUUAUGUACACUUGGACUGGAAAGAUGAAUAACAGGUUCUUGUUUGUUUUCAUAAUUUGAAAAUAAUUUCUUCAGUCGUGUCAGACAUCCCAGACAUCGUGUACAUACAAGUGUGAUAAAACCAUGCAUAGGUCAAGGUAGAUUUGGUACAGCUUUAACAAGAGUCAAAAUUAUCUGUUUGGGGGCCUUAAGAAGCUGGCAGAGUGUGUUUCGCCUAGUCAUGAUUUAUGAGUUGAUAAUACGUUGCGAUCGUUGAGUUCCAUUGCGAUUGCUUAUUCCGGAGGAGUACGUGCAGAGUGACGAAUUGAUUCGGAACUGUUGCACAUCAGUGACCUGACACAGACUCACAAUGCCUCCGAAAGGGUCACUCCUUGUUGAUCAAAAUGGCGGGCCAGCACACGAGGCACCUUCUGGCAUCUGGUCGUCCUGGCGAGAGACGUUGGUGGUUUCGGCAUCGUUCAUGUCAGCGUACACCGCCUACCUCGCCCUGCAGAGUCUACAGAGCAGUCUGAACCAGGAACAGGGACUAGGGGUGGUGUCGCUAGCCUGUCUGUACGGGACAAUCAUCCUUUCCGGCAUCCUCACGCCGCCCUUCAUACGUCUGGUGGGACCCAAGUGGACCCUGGUGGUAGCGUGGGUAUGUCACAGUGUAUACACAGCCAGCAACUUCUACCCCACAUGGUCCACCCUCAUCCCUGCAUCCAUCUUGCUCGGGGCUAUAGCGGGACCUAUGUGGACAGCUCAAGGAUUAUACAUCACCACCAACGGGGAACGUAUUGCCAAAACAACUGGACAGAAACUUCACAGCAUCCUGUCCAAAUUGAACGGUGUCUUCUUCAUGUGUUACGAAUCUACUCAAAUAACAGGCAACCUGAUCUCUUCUCUUGUUCUCAAGCAAGGUUCCUACACAGACACUAAUGUAACACGAUGGUGUGGAGCUGACAACUGCCCAACUGCCGGCAACGGUACGGAGAUAGCUGAGCCAGAACCGCAAAUAGUGUACAUUCUGCUCGGAGUCUUCCUUGUGUGUGAUGUUGUCGGGUUGGCUCUCACGGUGUUUCUUCUGCCGCCUCUUCAUAACACACAUGCAGAGGUCUCCAUACCGGGGGAGAGUACGGAACAGCCAGGGUUGGGGAAGACACUCGUGUCGUGGUGCACAGCUCUGUCCGACCCCAAACUCCUUUGUUUAGUCCCAUUCUUCCUGUCCUGUGCCAUGAGUCAAGGCAUUUUAUUCGCCGAUUUUACAAAGGCCUUCAUCAGUUGUUCUCUUGGUGUCUCGAUGGUUGGCUUCAUCAUGGCUGCGCACGGUGCUAUCACUUCAGUUAUUGCGAUCGUAUCCAGUCAAAUAGCGAAGUACACUGGCCGAUAUGGGUUGUUUGCCAUUGCUUUCACGUGUAACAUAUCAAUGGUCCUGACGUUGCUUCUAUGGAAACCAGACAGUGACAACAUUGCACCUUUCUUCGCCAUUCCGAUAAUAUGGGGAGUAGCGGUCGGAAUAUUCCAUGCCCAAUUUAACUCUCUCGUUGGCAUGCUAUUCCCUGAGAAGAAACCAUCAGCCUUCGCCAACUAUCACACGUGGAACGCCAUCGGUUACACCAUUACUUUCGCCUACGGAGGUGUGCUGUGCGUGCGCACAAAGCUCUAUGUGUGUCUCGGAGCGGUUGUGUUUGGUAUUCUGGGAUAUACAGGAGCGGAAGUACUGUAUGCGAGACAAACACGAGCCUCUCUUUCCCGAGGCAUCACGCAUCCUGGAGACACCGCAAAUGAGAAUGUAACUUUUCUAAGUUCUCACAAAAAACAAGGUGACUUUGUGAAAAUAUACAAAUCAACAACCCAAGGUUAAGGAAAGGAUAAAUUUCAAAUGAAGCACAUAAGAUUAUUUGUCCUUUUCUUUAUUGUAAUUCCAGCGUUAUGAUUAGCUGAAUUGGUCACGUGUUAUUGCAUUCAUUUCCCAAUGAAUGUCAACAAUUAAGCCACGCCCACCGAAGCGGACUACGUUCAUCUCUACGGAACAUAGGGGAAUCCCAAUUUCAGUCGAGGGACUCUUUCUGCUCUCGGGUAUCAUCAUGAGGUUAUCUGUCCUAGUAAUUGUUUAGUUCCAUUUUCGGUUUCAAACAUACCAUAAAACCAAAAAUACCACCGUCUAACACACUCACUUCACAAAUACCGGCAUCGCCUCAUCUCAGUUCCAAAGAUUUUCAUUUCUCAGCAAACUAAUGUUGAAAUCUGGCGGAUACUGACCAUGCCAUUUGAAAGAGCCGCCUUCUCCCUGACCUUUUCAUUCUGAUUGGUAACAGCUGCAGUUCUUCUUCUCGCCUCUUGCCUUGAUUGACAGGUCACAUGAAUUUGUUUGAUGUUACUCUCCGUUGAUUGGAUACUAUGUGGGCGUGCCAAGUUUUGUGCAUAUAUUAAACAAUCACCGGAUUCAUGUCACGAUACAGUAUGUUUUCCAAUGCCUGGAAUGUUUAUCAAACUCCACAUAUGUGUCCUCUUUGAUUUAUUUAAUUGUUAUUGAUUAUAUUAUUGUUUAUAACACAUGUUUUCGUUGUCGAAUAAAUUAAUUGAUUAUU